Messenger RNA from Colossoma macropomum (tambaqui), 4038 nucleotides. It is a transcript of the gene rassf3, whose product is annotated as Ras association domain family member 3. Gene Ontology annotation, cellular component: cytoplasm. The transcript is spliced from 5 exons. The record is from RefSeq and is a predicted model, not a curated record. Lineage: Eukaryota; Metazoa; Chordata; Actinopteri; Characiformes; Serrasalmidae. Gene Ontology annotation, biological process: signal transduction. The coding region runs from base 424 to 1167 and encodes 247 amino acids.
ACGGUGGGUGUGUCUUACAGUAUGAGUCUCCACCAGAGAGAGAGAGAAAGAGACAGAGAGGUGGCGGUGAGUUAGUGAAGUCCUGAAAAUGAACCGGUAACGUAGUUUGAGACAUUUGUAGGGCCUUAAAAGAGUCGUUUCAUGUUUUGAAUCCUUUACACAGACCGAAAAUUGAGAGGAGAGGAGAGGAGAGGAGGGUUUUCCGGGCUUUUAAAGCCACGUUUCACGUUGUCGUUAAAAUUAGCGUCAGUUAGUUAGUCGGGUGAUCUUUGGCUCUACGGCGGUAGAACAUUAACGUUAUCUAGCACCGCGCUCCUCACUGGAUUUCAGCUCCACCGUGGAUCGAAACCCUCCUCUGAAGGACUUUUCUGUCGUUUUUUUUAAUGUGGCACAGCUUGAAAAUUGGAGUUUUCCCCCCUUCAAAUGACGUGGACGAGCACCAUGAGCAGUGGUUACAGUAGUCUGGAAGAAGAUUCCGAGGAGUAUUUUUUCACCGCUAGAACUUCCUUUUUCAAGAAACCUUCAGGGAAACUCACAGAGCAGAAGGAUGUGGAGAAGGAGAAAGAACUGCGUACUCAUCUCAGUCUUGAAGAGAUCAGGCACAAGAUUAAUCUCUACAACGCUGCCACAAGAGACCACCUCAAAAUGACACUGAAUACUGAUGGCCUCUACACGGGCUUUAUAAAGGUGCAGUUGGAGCUGCGGCGGCCCAUCACCGUGACAGGUGGAGGAGUGAAAGGGCAGGAAGCUUUCUAUUUGCCGUCUGGCUGUGUCAACACACUGCACGUCAGCAGCUCCAACACUGUGCGGCAGGUGAUUGAGGCUUUGCUGCGCAAGUUCACUGUGGCAGACAACCCGGCUAAGUUUGCCCUCUACAAACGCUUCCGCCGCGAUGACCACGUCUGUAUCUGUAAGCUGGCAGAAGGAGAGCACCCUCUGCUACUGCGUCUGCUGGCAGGGCCCAACACAGACACACUCAGCUUCGUACUGAGAGAGCAGCAGACUGGGGAAGUCAUGUGGGAUGCAUUCUCCAUCCCAGAGCUACACAACUUCCUUCGCAUCCUGGAUAAGGAAGAGCAGGAUCAGGUUCGUGUGAUAACCACCCGCUACAACACCUAUCGAGAAAAGCUGGAGGAAGCGAUCCGAGCAGCCAGCAGCCCUGACUAACACCAUCUCUCACAGAGAGAGAGAGAACUGCUUUAGAGGACUCCAGGAAUGCUCCCUCUGGAGGCACAGAGAAUGAGGUGGAGGACUUCUAAAAACUCUGCCCUCCAGAGAGCACACAUGAUGAGAUUCUACAUGCUUUCUCAGAAUGCACUCUUAGUGCCAUAUUCCCAACUCUGCUCUCUCGCGCGCUCUCUCCUUCAAAGAUUGUUGGGUUUUUUGUUAGUAUCUGUGGUUGUUUGUAUUUUUUUUUCUGUUUAGUUACCUCUUGAACUUGCGAACGAUGCAAGCCUGAGAAUCUGAUCUGUCUGAUUAUUUUAUUUAAUUGGUGGAUACUAUGGUUUGUACAUAUUUCUUGUUCAUUGUUUUUAAUUUAUGUGGGUGAAGCUUUUGUUCUUUUUUUUAUCUUUAUUUUUUAAAAAAAGAGUCUUAUUUUAUUUUAAAGAAGCAUAGCAACAAUCCAAAUUGAUGGCCGAAUGAAUGGAGGUGUUGGCAGUAAUGGUAGGUACUGUUGACUCACAAUGCUCCCGUACCAAAGAGUAAAUUAAGCUGGCAUGCAUGGUUGGCAAGUCUGUGGCUGAUUUUUUUUAUUUUAUUUUAUUUUAUUUUUUUGGUGGGAUACAGCCUUAGCUGCUGUCCUGAGACAUGGGUAAAUGGUUAAAUGUCUGUUUAGUCACAGUAAAGUUGUUUCUAGAUCAGAAUGUACAAGCAGGAACAGAGGAAAAUAGAGGCUCCACUGUCAGUGUUAGUAUUACCGGUUUGGUUAAAUUAUUCCAUGUGAUGUAUCAGACUAAAUAGCAUGCUUUGAUGCACUAUUUGUCUUUCAAUGGAAGAUUACAGUGAUGGAGAUCCGGAAGGAAUAUUGGACAUGUUGCGUCUCAAGUGAUUUGAGACUGUAAGGAAAACUGUGAAGAAGGAAGAAAGGAUGUGUAGACAAAGGCCUAAUCACUGAUAGAAAAUGCAUGAAAUGGCUACUAAAAGAAAUGCUUGGCAGUAGAAAGUAUCAGAAGUACGUUGGUCAGACUUUAAGACUGAAGCUGUUUGGAGGUCUUCAGAAUUCAGAGAGAACAUGAUGGAGUAGGGCACGUUGUCACUGGAGAAGAAACGAUUGCAGGAAGUUCACUUAUUGGUUUAGAGGAAGUUGAAACACAUUUAGAGGAACUGUCAUACGUUGAUGUGGGAACAAACUGAGUUAGUGCGGAGCUUGUGUUGGAGCUGACCUCUGCUAUCUACAGAGCCGGACUUGUCUUUGUUGGUGACUGGCGUCCCUUGUAAACAAAUGACAGAGUGCUUCCAUUGCGGGUCAUUAAGUUAAAUAUGCUCUCGUGAUCGGAGCCUUUAACAGAGAUAAGCAUCAGGAACAAAGCCAGUGUUGUUAGGCACUGGCUUUAGGGAGGGACGUAAUCGGUGUAGUUCUAAAAAGGCAUUAAAGAGAGAGAAGGUUGGCUGUAUAGUCAUUUGCUGGAGGAUCUGUGCCCCACUGUUUAAGGUGUAGGCUGAGGAAAUGGGGUUGGGCCACUCUGCUAUUAGGCCUACAUUUCAUCCGCAGCUGUUGAAGAGCUGUCUGUUCAGUACUGUACAUGUGUGCUUGCCAUUCAGGAUAUGAAGCAUCAUAUUCUAUAUAUAAACCACCACUGAGGGUUUUCACAAAGCAAGAUUUUUUCAGUGAGCCAGAGAUUUUAAGAUUUUAAAAAUAGAAGGCGAUGAAGCAACUGCCCAUUGACUUUGAAAUGUGUUUUGAAUCAGUAGGCUUUCUGUUCAGCUGAACUAAUUGAAAUAACUGUCUGUGGUAAUUGCUUGCACACUACACAUGCGCAGAUAGACAUUAGAUUAAAAUCACUGGAGUAUUCCUUUGUUAUCUAGCUAAACUGAGAAAUCCUGAUACUAUAAAAUACCCUCGUGUAUGCAAGUGCUGUAAUUUUCUUGAUCUGGACAGACACGUUGUAUGAUAUACCUGUAUUUCUCCUCUGAUGCUCUUUCAGAUGCUGUUAAAUAUACUGUAGUAACUGUAGUAAUCUAUGCAGAUUUCAGCAAAAGAAGUGUCUUAAGAGCGGACGGUCGGUCAUCGAGCUAUGCUAUUUUGUUAAGGUUAACAUUUACACCAUGUUAAGUUUGUUAAAUGAUACUUGUGUAUCAGUGGUUGAUUUCUUUAAUAUGUAUACAUAUUUUAUUUUAUGUUUCUGCUAGUACUGCAUGAUGGUUUUCUGAUGGGUACUGCAUAAUAGUUUGUGUUGCAUUGUCCAUUGAAGUAUAAUUGUGGUGAUGUGGGGACACCUUAUGGUCAUCUGCUGUAAUAGCAUUUUUACUUUGUCCUGUAGCUCAUCUAUGUCAAGGUUUUUUUUGUUUUUUUUUUGGUGACACAAUUUAUUUGCUUUUACUAUCUUGUUGUAUUUGUUUCCUGUUUAACCAAAGAUCUAAUGAAAAAAAUGUAUAAUUUAAUUUAAAAUUUAGAAAUCUUGCCUGGUGCAAAGAGUCUGUACACCUCAUCUGAACUUAGGUUAAUCUGUAUCUAGCCUGUUAGAAAGCUUCACCGUGGCAACAUUGACUUGUAAACACUGGGUUGAAUAUGAUUUAGAAUGAAAUGUGUAACUGUUGCAGGAGUUUUGAAUCAAUAAGCCAUUGAUAGUAAUAGUCCCGUCGCUCUGUAACUCCAGUAUUAUUAGGUUAUGACUGAGGGUCACACAGGGCAACAGUAAGGAUUUAGACGUUAAAAAGAGUUUUGGGCACUUUACAUUGUAAUCAGGGAAUAUCUUUUAUUUUUGUCUGCUUUGAAUGCUUAUUAUCUUUCAUAGUUGUAUAACAGUAACUAUAUAUUUUAUUCAGUGAAGGCUUAGGCAUGUUCUGUGGAAUUAAUUUUUUCCUAAACUUGAUUUU